Polychytrium aggregatum is the source of this 1202-nucleotide messenger RNA. Its product is annotated as ribosomal protein S2, flavodoxin-like domain-containing protein. Bases 142 to 1125 code for a protein of 327 amino acids. Gene Ontology annotation, biological process: translation. The transcript has a single exon. The record is from RefSeq and is a predicted model, not a curated record. Lineage: Eukaryota; Fungi; Chytridiomycota; Chytridiomycetes; Polychytriales. Gene Ontology annotation, cellular component: mitochondrial small ribosomal subunit; ribosome. Gene Ontology annotation, molecular function: structural constituent of ribosome.
AUCGCUUGGAUCGCUUGGAUCGCAUCACACCGGUCAAGCCAGUUCGCAUCGCGAUCGCCUGAAGCCUCUGCCCGCUGCCUCCGCUGGGCCCCCUUCCUCCGUCAUCUUGGUCUCUACCUCGACACACCUCGCGCUCGAACAAUGCUACGCAUCCAGCCCAUUGCACAACGAUCGCUUGCCAAGCGACUCGCCCUCAAUGUCGGCCUCCGGGCGCCCAUGCGGGCCAACGCUACUGUCACCGCCGCCGCGACUUCAACACCGCUGGAAUCGACCCCUGCAAGUGCCGGCACGAUCGAUCUGGCUCAGCUGGUCCCGAAAAAGACGGUGCAUGUGCCGUCGCCCAUGGCCGACUUUUAUGCCCACGCCGAGCAGAGCCACAACAAUGCCACGGGCGAGCUUUCGAUCAAGACGCUAAUGGCCGCCAACGUCCAUCUGGGCCACUCUGUGUCAUCCUGGAACCGCGACAUGCUGCCUUACAUUUACGGCGAGCGCAACGGCAUCCAUAUCAUCAAUCUGGAGCACACCCUCUCGCAUCUGCGACGAGCGGUCAACGUCACCCGCGAGGUCGCCCGAAACGGCGGCAAGAUCGUCUUUGUCGGCACCCGGCCCUCGAUUCACAGACUCACUGUCGAUGCGGCACUGAAGGGCCAUGCCUACUUCAUGGUCGAGUGGGUGGGCGGAACGAUCACAAACAAAGAACGGGUGCUCAAGCGAAGUGUUGGCUUUGAUCCCGACAAGAUGGGCCAGGUUCAAUCCGAAGGUGCCGGCCGAGGCCGCCGAGCCAAGAAGAACGUCGAGGUUCCCGAGAGCGAUGCCGGCCUGGUUUCGGUUCAACAGCCCGAUGUCUCGAAACCGGAUCUGCUGGUGCUCCUGGAUCUUCCCAACAACAUCUGGGCUGCCCGCGAAGCCAACCAGCACCACAUUCCGGUCAUUGCCAUCUGCGACACGGACUGCAGCCCCAAGCUAGUGACCUAUCCCAUCCCCGGCAACGAUGACGCCAAAACCUCUGUCAAGCUGAUCGCGGGUGUUCUGAGUCUGGCAGCAAAGGAGGGACACGAUCUGCGACAGGCUGCCGUCCAGCAGGAGCAAUACAGCAAGUUCGAUGGCGCCGGGGCGCAACCAUGAGGUCAUUCGUGAUGAGGGUCACCACGGGCAACUGCAUCGUCGCCACGGACACAAUAAACCAGUGGAAAUUCUGCUCA